Messenger RNA from Malania oleifera, 704 nucleotides. Its product is annotated as thioredoxin H2-like. NCBI's taxonomy places the organism in Eukaryota, Viridiplantae, Streptophyta, Magnoliopsida, Santalales, Ximeniaceae. The transcript is spliced from 3 exons. The record is from RefSeq and is a predicted model, not a curated record. Bases 95 to 559 code for a protein of 154 amino acids. Gene Ontology annotation, molecular function: protein-disulfide reductase activity.
AAUUCAACCCAAAGGCCUCAAACCACAAAGGAAACUGAGCCAGAAGAAAGCUGUGUUCUGUAACAACAUUUCCCUCGUUUAACAAAAGACCAAAAUGGUAUCAAACGUGUCCAACUUCCAGUACACCGGCAGAACUGUGCAGCCAGUGACAACCAUCUCGCCCUCACCCAUUAUCGCAUUCCAUACCUCUGCUCAGUGGAAGGCCCAUUUUAAUGCCUGUAAAGAAACUCCCAAACUGAUGGUGAUUGAUUUCACAGCAACAUGGUGUGGGCCUUGCCGAUUCAUGGAGCCAGCCCUCAAGGAGUUCGCUUCCAAAUAUACGGACGUCGAGUUCAUCAAGGUCGACGUGGAUGAAUUAGCGGAUGUGGCACGACAGUUUCAGAUUCAGGCAAUGCCAACAUUUUUGCUGAUCAAGAAUGGGAAAGUGCUGGAUCAGGUUGUAGGGGCCAAAAAGGACGAGCUCAAGCAGAAAAUUGAGAAGAACAGGGUGUCUGAUGCACUAAAGCAAACAUUCAACUAUGAAUUCAGGCCGAAAGUUGUGACGCCAUACUAUGCAUAAUGGAAUAAUGCAUUGCAUGUCUUUGAAUAAUAUUAAUUCCAGUAGGAUGAUUCAAGCAGGAGGAGGAAGAGGGGAAUAAUGUAAUGAGUGAUCACCACCUAUAUCUAUUUAUGAAAUCAAAUAAAACAAUUCCCUUCCUUUGUUA